Molecule: messenger RNA, 1349 nt
Organism: Salvia hispanica
Lineage: Eukaryota; Viridiplantae; Streptophyta; Magnoliopsida; Lamiales; Lamiaceae
Gene: HSF4
Product: heat shock factor 4
Biological process (GO): regulation of transcription by RNA polymerase II
Cellular component (GO): nucleus
Molecular function (GO): DNA-binding transcription factor activity; RNA polymerase II cis-regulatory region sequence-specific DNA binding
Source: RefSeq, a predicted model, not a curated record
CUUUGCCUCCCACUAUUUAUUGAUUUAAAUUCCCCCAAGAAAAUCCCCAAAAUCGAAUACAGUAAUAUUUACACGGCAGAGUGAAGGCAUGAUUAUGAAUGAUCCAUCUCCAAUAUGACUAUCCAAAUGGAAUCGGCUGACGACGUCGUUCAUUCUCGCGUUUUCCUCUUCGGAUUCUACUGCUGGGGCUGGGAAUUCCUCACCGCCUUGUUGCUCUUUAGUUGCUGAUCUCAUUCAAUUUCUCUUCCCUUUCAAUUCCAAUUGUUAUCAGUCCACCAGAUUUAGAUUUUGUUUUUCCAAUUAUUCUUUUCAAUUUGGGGGAAAUGGCGCAGCGGUCAGUUCCGGCGCCGUUUCUGACGAAGACGUAUCAUUUGGUGGACGAUCCGGCGAGCGACGACGUCGUCUCGUGGAACGAAGCGGGGACGGCCUUCGUCGUCUGGAAAACUGCGGAAUUCGCUAAGGAUUUGUUGCCUAAUUAUUUCAAACACAACAAUUUCUCCAGCUUCGUUCGGCAGCUUAACACCUAUGGUUUCCGAAAAUCAGUUCCUGACAAAUGGGAAUUUGUCAACGAAAACUUCAAACGAGGGAAGAAGGAGCUCCUUGUCCAAAUCCGCCGCCGGAAAACCGCUAUCAUCCAGAAUCCGGCCAACGGGAAAGGUGCGGCCAGCGACAAUCUGGCUUCCCCAGAAUCCUCGGGCGAAGACCUAGGGUCUAGCUCAACCUCAUCCCCGAACUCCAAGAACCUGGAGACUCAGGUGGCGACGGCCCAGCUCUCGGACUUAUCUGGUGAGAACGAGAAGCUGCGGAAAGAUAACCAAUUGCUCAGCUCCGAACUCGCGCAGACCAAGAAACAAUGCGACGAGCUGAUCGCCUUCUUGAAGCAGAGCGUGAAGGUGGCGCCUGACCAGAUCAACCGCAUUAUGAACCUCGGGGAAGAUACCACUGGGGAUGGGAACACUGAGUCUGAUGAUGACGACGACGAUGAUGAUAAUGAUGAUGAUGAUGAUGAAAAUGAGAAUUGCCUGAAAUUGUUCGGAGUUGUGGUGAAGGAGAAGAAGAAGCGGGGAUGCGGCGGUAGCGCUGAUUUGUGUGUGCCCCAUAAGAAGCAGAUGAGGCCAUGGAUGGAGAGCAAUAAGGUGUGUAACUGAUGUUGAGAUCAAAAUAAGAGUAGUUUUCAACAGAGCUACUCUUUUUUCAUUGUUUGUUGUUAGUUAGAUCAAAGGAAAAUGGGGUUUCCUUAACAUAUAGUUUAUGGUUGUGUAAAUCUAUUGUUGAAGACAUGAACAAUAUCAUGUAUUCUUUCUGCUUAAGCUCUCGAAUCGGUAGACUGCAUAUAUGUUUUUGUACCA